Naumovozyma castellii is the source of this 849-nucleotide messenger RNA. RefSeq names its product RNase P/RNase MRP complex subunit (gene POP4). The coding region runs from base 1 to 849 and encodes 282 amino acids. The record is from RefSeq and is a predicted model, not a curated record. The transcript has a single exon. Lineage: Eukaryota; Fungi; Ascomycota; Saccharomycetes; Saccharomycetales; Saccharomycetaceae.
AUGGAUAGAGUUCAGCCAUUUAUCAAAGAAUGCCUUUUUACUAAAAAUUUUGAUGAUCCAAAUAAACCAAUCGAUGAAAAGCGUUUACAGGAGACAUUACUCCUUCUACCUACCGAUGGAGGUCUAGCAUCCCGUUUAAAGAGGAACAAAUCUAAAUCUCACUUAGACGUAACAAAAAUCAAUGAUGAAUCCCAAAGAAUAGGGACUAAACAGCCUAAUUACCGCCAGAUCAACAAGAAUUCGAAGAUUGCAUUCAAGGAAUAUAUUAAUAGAUGUAAAUUGAACAGAAAAAAGACAUUACGUAUUGCACAUGAACAUAAGUUGACUACCAAAGAUACUUUGAAUGAUUACUUACUUGAAAAUAAUAAAGAGUUGUACGAUUCGCUGCCGACGUAUGAGAAAUAUUUACCGAUGCAUGAAAAGUUAUGGGUUGGAUACAUGAAGGAAAUCUUGAAUAUUCCUGCUAACUUAUCAAACUCAAGUAAGUUAAGCAUAAACGGCACCACAGCAAUGAUGAAAUUAUCUAUGGCGGACUAUAACGGGUCGAUUUUGAAUGUAUCCAAGAGCAGGAAUAAAAACCUAAUAGGAAUCCAAGGAAUUGUCAUUUGGGAUAGUCAGAAAAGCUUUAUUGUGGUGACAAGAGGAAAAUUGGUGGAUCAAAUUAAAUGCAUCCCUAAAAAGGGUACUGUAUUCAAUUUCGAGAUUCCAGUUAAUGAUGAAGAUGCACUUCAGUUUACCAUUCUCGGAGACAGGUUCAAAUAUAGAAGUAGCGAUCGAGCUGGUCGCAAAUUUAAAAACCGCAGAUGUGACGAUAUGCUUUAUUAUGUAUGGAAAGAAGAAACUGUAUAA